UGUACAGCAAGUGGUCAGCCCAUUGUGUCGCUUGUGAAAUUAAGGGGAAAAAGUACACUUUGUGCAAAAGUAACCGAGAGAAUCGCAUUAUCUGGUUAUUGGAAUGUCAGGUGGUCCAUCCAUAACGCUAAAAAGCCAACCCAUCGAUGGUAACAACACUGGGAACGCUGCGGCGCAGCAGCAGCAGCAGGCAAAUGCGAAUGGCGCAGCAACUGCUGGCGCAUCUGGAGCCCCUGGCUCCUCGGUGCAGGCCCAAACUCCAGGAAACGCAGGAGCAGUAGGCGGCGGAAGUGUUCCGGCGGAGGGAACCAGGCAGAACAGCCUCCAGAGGAUCCAGCAACGGAAGCAGAAGGUCUUCAACCUGCCCGUGCCCCAGAAACUGGCCAAACUCUCCAUGUACUCCGCUUGCCAGUCGGAAGGAUGCCGCUGCACUGGAUGGAAAACGCCGCAGGAGAACCGCCAUCGCGACGUGGAGUCCUCCUACUGUCCGGAGUUCAACGAGGAGUGCCGGAACGCCAGCUGCCGCCAUUCGUUGCGGAUGCACAUCGCCCAUCUGGACAACAUCUCCAGCUCCAGCAUGGACGAGCUGCUGGGCGCCAUCAUAGACAUGGAGAAUCUGUUCAUGUCCAUGCAGCGCGUCGAGGAUGAGGACACCAAGAAGGUGUAUCUGUAUCUCUUCCGCUUGCUGCGCCAGUGCGUCCUCACGCGCCAGCAGGCUGUGAUCCGCGGUCCUCUGGGCGAUCCGCCCUUCGAGUCGCCCUGCAUCACCAAAGCGGUGCUGUCGCUGGUCUUCUACAAGUACAACCACCUUAACCCGACUGAACUGCAAACCAUGACCGAGGUGGCCAAGACGUUCCUGAACUUUCUGAACCACUACAACUUUGAAUCGCCAUCAACCAGAAGGGGAGAUCUCACCCACGAGGAUGCGUCGAACUACAAGAUCAACUACACGCGCUGGCUGGUCUUCUGCCACGUGCCCGCCUUCUGCAACUCUCUGCGCCAAUUUGAAACGUCCCUGGUCUUUGGACGCACACUCCUCCGCACUGUCUUUCAGUACAUGUCCCAGCAACUGAAGAAGAAGUGCAUCUCGGAGCGGGACCGCUUUCCCGAGGACAAGCGCUCGAUCAUCACACAGAUGCCCAAGUUUUUGGAGGCCCUUCGCGCCGAACUGCUGAAGGAUGACUCGCCCAUUUGGGAUCCCAACUACCGGCCACCCAACUCGUUCGUCAUCCAGCAGAGGAAGAGACACCAGGAGGUGGCGCCCGCAGCACCUGGUGCCAGUGUGGCAUCCAUAGGAGGCGCCAAACGUGCCAGUGUGGGCGAACCUCUGCAUAAGAGAAUCAAAAAGGAGCCUACAGAUCGAUGCAGCAGUGAGAGUUUGGAUGAUCUGCCCCCGGAUGUGGUGAUGCGGGCCAUGAAAUCGGUGUCGGAGUCGAAGACCACCAACAAGGCAGAGAUACUCUUCCCGGUGAAUGUUUCCCGCGAUGAGAAUGUCAAGGCGGAGGAGCAGAAGCGGGCCAUCGAGUUCCACGUGGUGGGCAACUCGCUUACCAAGCCGGUGGACAAGCAGACGGUUCUGUGGCUCCUGGGCCUGCAGCUUGUGUUCGCCUAUCAGCUGCCCGAGAUGCCCCGCGAGUAUAUCAGCCAGUUGGUCUUUGACACCAAGCACAAGACUCUGGCGCUGAUUAAGGAAAACCAGCCCAUCGGUGGCAUAUGCUUUCGCCCGUUCCCCACGCAGGGAUUCACGGAGAUUGUGUUCUGCGCUGUCACCAUGUCGGAACAAGUGAAGGGCUAUGGAACGCACCUGAUGAACCACCUGAAGGACUACAGUAUCAUGAGGGGCAUCAAACAUCUGCUCACAUUCGCCGAUUGCGAUGCCAUUGGGUAUUUCAAGAAACAGGGUUUCUCCAAGGACAUUAAGCUGGCGCGACCGGUGUACGCUGGUUACAUCAAGGAGUACGAUAGCGCCACUUUGAUGCACUGCGAGCUGCAUCCGAGCAUUGUAAACACGCAGUUCAUUGCCGUGAUUCGCAAUCAGAGCGAGAUUCUGAAGGAAUUGAUAGCCCAGCGGCACAACGAGGUGCAAAAAGUGAGACCCGGUCUCACUUGUUUUAAGGAGGGUCUGCCCUCCAUACCCGUUGAGUCGAUUCCUGGUCUUCGGGAGAUCGGUUGGAAGCCGCAAAUGCGUCCGGCAAGGUCAGCCAGACCUCUGGAGGAAUCCUCCGAUCCGGAGAAACUGGCCACGUCCUUUGCAUCCGUUCUGCAGUCCGUGCGCCAGCACACCACCGCUUGGCCCUUCUUGCGUCCGGUGACUGCGGCCGAAGUUCCGGACUACUACGACCAUAUCAAGUAUCCCAUGGACCUGAAGACCAUGGGUGAGCGGCUGAAGAAGGGUUACUACCAAACACGCCGCCUGUUCAUGGCGGACAUGGCCCGCAUCUUUUCCAACUGUCGGUUCUACAACUCACCCGACACCGAGUAUUAUCGAUGUGCCAACUCCCUGGAGCGCUAUUUCCAAACCAAAAUGCGCGAGCUGGGACUGUGGGACAAAUGAUGCAGUGAUGCAGAGGAUCCUUGUAUAAAACCGAAUAUUUAAUCUUCACUAACGGAGAGCACUAUUAUUUCUCGUAUUUAUUUUAGAUUUUCCAGCGACAAAAGACAGAAGUGAAUAAUUUACGUGUGAACAAAAUUGAUAUAUGGAUUAAGCUUUUUUGUGAAAACUACUAAUCAAGCGCCUUGUCUUGUUCAUUUAGACGGGCUUAAAUAGGGUUUCUUAAGGAAAAAUAAAAUAGAACUCUACCCAUUAA
Messenger RNA from Drosophila gunungcola (fruit fly), 2807 nucleotides. It is a transcript of the gene Gcn5, whose product is annotated as histone acetyltransferase KAT2A. Gene Ontology annotation, cellular component: histone acetyltransferase complex; nucleus. The coding region runs from base 104 to 2554 and encodes 816 amino acids. The record is from RefSeq and is a predicted model, not a curated record. Gene Ontology annotation, molecular function: histone H3 acetyltransferase activity; protein binding. Gene Ontology annotation, biological process: chromatin remodeling; positive regulation of transcription by RNA polymerase II. Lineage: Eukaryota; Metazoa; Arthropoda; Insecta; Diptera; Drosophilidae. The transcript is spliced from 3 exons.